This is a messenger RNA of Oncorhynchus nerka (sockeye salmon), 3982 nucleotides long. Its product is annotated as tyrosine-protein phosphatase non-receptor type 12-like. The transcript is spliced from 24 exons. NCBI's taxonomy places the organism in Eukaryota, Metazoa, Chordata, Actinopteri, Salmoniformes, Salmonidae. Gene Ontology annotation, cellular component: cytoplasm; nucleus. Gene Ontology annotation, biological process: peptidyl-tyrosine dephosphorylation. Gene Ontology annotation, molecular function: non-membrane spanning protein tyrosine phosphatase activity. Bases 229 to 3177 code for a protein of 982 amino acids. The record is from RefSeq and is a predicted model, not a curated record.
GAGCCUGUUAACUCGCUGCUGCUGUUUCCUCGAAACUGAAGACAGCUCUGACAGAAGUGCCUUGUGCCUUUUAGCAUAGUUCUUCAUCCUCAGUGUGAUACUAACCGCUGUAGGGUAGUACCCCAGGCCGCUUGGAGCAGAGACACCCCCAGGUCCCAGACAGCGGGCCCCCCCUUCAUGGCCCCGUGGCCCUGUGUGUCCUGACAUGCCAGGCAGCAGCAGCAGCACAUGCCAAGCCCCAACAGGCCAGCCAUGGAGCAGCAAGCCUGGAUACUGAGGGGCUUCCUGGCUCAAGUGGAGAGCAAGGAGGCUGAGGUGGAGGAGGCGGAGAGUGGCUUCACCGGGGAGUUCUUGAGGCUCAAACGCCAGUCCACCAAGUACCGCACUGACAAAACCUACCCCACAAAGAUAGCAGAUAAGCAGGAGAACGUGAAGAAGAACCGAUACAAGGACAUUGUUCCCUUUGACCACAGCAGAGUGAAACUGUCCCUCACCACCUCCAAGAACGAUAAUGACUACAUCAAUGCCAGCUUCAUCAAGGGAGUGUCAGGGGCCAGGGCCUACAUUGCCACCCAGGGCCCUCUUCCCCACACCGUGCUGGACUUCUGGAGGAUGCUCUGGGAGUACGACACAGAGGUCAUAGUGAUGGUUUGCAGGGAGUUUGAGAUGGGCAGGAAAAAGUGUGAGCGCUACUGGCCAAAGAAACAAGAGGAACCUUUUGUGUGUGACCCGUUUACUAUUUACUGCGACUCAGAGGAGAGUAAAGGAGACUAUGUGAGCAGGAACCUAAGAGUGACCUACCGCAAUUGGAGUCGUACCCUGAGACAGCUGCACUAUAUCAACUGGCCGGACCACGGGGUCCCUGACACCAUCCCUCCCAUCCUGGAGCUCCUGCAGGAGAUGAGAGCUUACCAGGCCCAUGAGGAUGUACCCAUCUGUAUCCACUGCAGUGCUGGCUGUGGAAGAACAGGAGCACUGUGUGCCAUCGACUACACCUGGAACCUGGUGAAAACACAGCUGCUCACAGAAGAAUUCAACAUCUAUGACCUGGUCAAAGACAUGAGAACACAGAGGCCUUCUGUGGUUCAGACCAAGGAACAGUACGAGCUACUAUACAGAACCAUCAAGUUCCUGUUUGAGAAGUACCUGCAGUCCAUGGCACCAGUCCCCCCUUCCUGUACAGAGGAGGUGCCAGCGGCCCCCUCACCCCCUACAGCCAGUGACAGUGAGCUCUCUGACCUCAGUGAGGAGUCUGAAGCUGAACAGGAACCAGAACCUAAAAUGGAACCACAGACAGAACACAGGCACACAGAGAGCGAGGAGCCUGGUGGGAUAUCCAAUCACGGCAUACCAGUGGCCUUCUUUGCCCCAGAAGUGCAUGUUGACCCACUGUGUGACGCGGCUAUGUGCUCCCCCUCAGCCAUCCUCAAUGCUCUGAGAGCUAGGGACAGCCAGAGGGAACAGCAGAAACCAUACUCCCUACAAACACAGACUGUGAACCAGAAACCACAACCCCGCAAGAAACAGCCCAAUAACAUGGCCGUCAAUCAGAGACCACCAUACCCGCUACUGACACAGCCUAAUUACCAGAGACCUUAUUUCCUACACACACAGCCUGCUAACCUGCCCACCAGCCAGGACCUGAGGCAAGAGCCCAGCCCCAGUAUCCCCAUCAUAACCCCUCAGGCACUCAGGCCUCAGGAGGUCUCUCAGAUAGCCAUGGAGCAAGAGAAGUUGGAGAUGGAUAGAGAGAUCACCCCACUGGAAAUACCAGUGCUUCCUGUGGACUUAUUCUCCAACUCCCUCUGUCUCACCAUGGAGGACCCCUACUUUGGGCCUGACUCAGCCCUGGCUGCUCAGGAUCCCAAAGGGUCUGAUGAUGAGGAGGAGCAGGCUCCACUGAGCCAGUGGACAGAGAACCCCUGUUUCAACGGACCCAGCCUGACCCUUAACAGCCAGCGGAUGGAGCUGCCAGCCCUCACCACCACCAACGCUGCCCUGGGUGCAGUUUCUUCAGAUGAAGACAGUCCACCUCCAUUACCUGAGAGAACUGCUGAAUCAUAUGUACUGGCUGCUGGUGCAGAGCGCUUGGAUAACAUCUCUAAACCUAAGAUGUUAGAAAUCAUCCUCCCUUCUAAUGCUGAAGCUGAGGCCCUCAGGGGGGGGAAUGGGAGUCCCCUGUCGCCUAUCCCCCCACUGCCAGAGAGAACGCCAGAGUCCUUUGUGUUGGCCAACGAUGCCGGUAGGAGCACUCCUGUCUUCCCUCCCCUCUCAGUCCCUGUAGAGAAGAUGGUCCAGGACAGGCCAAAGGACAGCAGGAUUGGAACAUCCUCAGAAUGGUGUGGCCAUUUAGGGGACACACCAGCUCUGGUGGAGAAGAGAUCUUGGACGAGGAGCAGGAGCUUAAAAGUUAAAAUGACAACACUCUCAGUAUCACCCCCGGUUACAGUGCCUCCCCUAGUUGUAUCUUCGGUUCCUGCUCCCUGUACAUCUAUAAACCUUCCUCCUCCCCCUCCCCACCCUCUGGUCCCUACUCUCUCACCUCCAGAGAGACUGACUCCGCCUCUACCUGAGAGAACCCCAGAAUCCUUCAUGGUGGUCGUGCAGGACGGUGAGCACAUCUCUUCAUCACCACCACCUUCGCAAUCAUCACUUGCAUUUGAUCAAAACAGCGCCCCCUGCCUGCAGAGUCUGAGCAGCCAGACCACAACCACACAGCAGAGGAUCGGUACGUCCUCAGAGUGGUCGGGGAACUCCCAACCCAAAAGAUUCCUGGAUGGAUUCAUGAAUCGGAGCAAGAGUGUCCGGUCAAAGAGUUCACGACAAGAGCACCUGGUGACUGUUCAUCUGGUUGCUCCAGCCGUUGUGGCCUUGGCGACAGCAGGAAGUGCUGAGUUGGAGCACCAGCAGCCAGUGGUCAACUGCAUCUCAACCAGCUCUGGUACUGCUGACAACAAAUCAGACAAGGACAGUGGGAAGGGCAUGUCUAGAACAAAGAGCCUGAAGUUCUUCAAGUACAGACAGAAACCAAAGACAGCCCCCCCACCAGCAACAGCCCACUCUGGAUCACCUCCUCCUUAUGGUGCCUCUGCCUCAUCAUCAGUGUUCAAAUUUGGAUUUGGGAGUCGUUUUGUGAAGCCUAAAGGGCCAAGGACUCACCCCGAGACGUGGUUUUAAGGCAGCCAGUCAACAAAGCUGGACACGUCUGGCCACUGUCCUGAGAUCACAGGGCUGGAACCCUGCACGUGGCUAGUCGAUACCGGCUACUCAACUGAACCAGUGAUAGCCUGGUCCCAGGCCUGCUGGUGCCGUUUUUCCAACUCCUGUGUCAUUAUCAAGUGAGACCAGUGACCGUUCCCAGACUAAUUAUCACAGUGUGAAGGAAGAGUAUUUCAUGAAGACAUGGAGGAUGACAUACUGUACUGUAGCAUUCUCCCUCUGCAUCGAUUCUGGAAGGACACAAGCACGGUUUCUCAAACUGCUGUUACGGCUCAGUGAUCAAUCUCUGAUGAGAUUUCUUUUACAGAACCACCUGCUAUUCAUGACAAAUUGAUUGUACUGUGGUUGCGAAAAACGCAAAUCCCAUUUUGGCAAAAGGAUGGAUGAGUUGAUAAAUAUGUUUAAGAGAGGGCUACUUUUUACUAUUUUGCCUGGUCAGAUACUGUAAGGUACUUUAAAUUGUUGUUAACACUUGAUACAUGUUAUAUCCAGAUAGUUUUACAUGCCUUUUGAUUGUGUAGUCUACUUUUGAUCCAGACAAAAGCUAGAUCUACACCUGCACUGUUCAGUGUGAAUGUUACCCACCACGAUGGGACAACUGUUUGUAGGAUAAAUAUAUUUGUACCGGUAAUAUUUUUCAUGGAGGUGUGAGAUAAGACCGAUACUGUACGUACAUCACGUUCAUUGUGUGUAAGUUGGUGGAUGUGUUUUCUUUACAGGCUAUAAUUUAAAAGCAAAUCCAAGACCAAUUGCUGUAAAUUUA